AGUAGUAUCUGCGUUGAAGGAAAGCUCCGUCCUCUCCCACUGGCUGCUAUGACCUAGCUACCGGACGAUACUUUCUGCUUUCAAGACUGACCGCUGCGUUUGAAAUAGUUUUGUUGUAGCGUUUUGGCAAUCAUACAUUCAUACAGUUGUUUAUGGUUGCAUUGCCGUGACUUUUUAAUCGUAGCUGCUGGCCUCUGAGGCUAGCUGGCUAGCAGAGCAGUGCCAGAGUGGAGCCAGUUGGUCGGACAGAGGUACAGUAACGUUAGCAAACAAGCUAAUUAGCCGGAAAGACUGGAUUACUGUCUUUAAUCAAAGAGAGCGCAAGUCUGCGGUUUCACCCACUGCGGCAAAAUGAAGAUAACUGUGGACUUCGAGGAAUGUUUGAAGGACUCCCCACGGUUCAGAGCCACCAUAGAGGAAGUGGAGGGGGAUGUGUGCGAGUUGGAAUCCAAGCUUGACAAAUUGGUGAAGUUGUGUAUUGGGAUGAUUGAUGCUGGAAAAGCCUACAAUGCAGCCAACAAGCAGUUUGUUAGCGGCAUCCGGGAGCUAGCCCAGCAGUCCACCAAAGAUGAGGUCAUUGAGUCCAGUCUCACAAAGUUUGCUGAGAGCCUGCAGGAGAUGAUCAACUAUCACACGAUAUUAUUUGAUCAGGCCCAGAGAUCAAUCAAGAUCCAGCUUCAAACAUUUGUCAAAGACGACAUACGUAAGUUCAAAGAAGCCAAGAAGCAAUUUGACAAAGUGAGCGAGGAAAAGGAGGCGGCGUUGAUCAAGAACGCCCAGGCUCCCCGGAACAAGCAGCAUGAGGUGGAGGAGGCCACCAACAUCCUCACUGCCACACGCAAGUGCUUCCGACACAUCGUCCUUGACUACGUCUUACAGAUCAAUGUGCUACAAUCAAAGAGAAGAUCGGAAAUCCUGAAAUCAAUGUUGUCCUUCAUGUACGCCCACCUGACGUUCUUUCACCAAGGAUAUGACCUCUUUAGUGAACUACAACCUCUAAUGAAACUGCUUGGAGGACAGUUGGACCAGCUGGUGGUGGAUGCUGCCAAAGAGAAGAGGGACAUGGAGCAAAAACACUCCACCAUCCAGCAAAAGGCUGCUCUGCAGGAGGUGACUCAGCCCGAGUCUUUACCAGACUGCUACAACUUUUGCGCUUGGAGGUCGACCUCCGACUUCUCGAAUGACGACACCAAGCUGGAGUACAAUGUGGAUGCAGACAACGGCAUCGCAAUGGAGGGUUAUCUGUUUAAGAGGGCCAGCAAUGCCUUCAAGACGUGGAAUAGGCGUUGGUUCUCCAUCCAGAACAAUCAGCUAGUUUACCAGAAGAAAUUUAAGGACAACCCAACAGUGGUGGUGGAAGAUCUUAGGCUAUGCACCGUCAAACACUGUGAGGACGUAGAGCGUCGCUUCUGUUUUGAAGUGGUGUCACCCACCAAGAGCUGUAUGAUGCAGGCAGACUCAGAAAAACUGCGACAGGCCUGGAUCAAAGCUGUCCAGAACAGCAUCGCCACCGCCUUCCGUGACAAGGGAGAUGAAGGCGAGAAGCUGGAUAGAAAGUCGUCCACGUCAACAGGAAGCCUGGACUCUGGUGGGGAGCCAAAGGAGAGAUCACUGAAAGGAGAGAGUGCCCUGCAGAAGGUCCUGGCAAUCCCAGGCAACACCUGCUGCUGUGACUGUGGGCAGCCAGACCCCCGUUGGGCCAGCAUCAAUCUGGGCAUUACCCUCUGUAUACAGUGCUCUGGUAUCCACAGGAGUCUGGGAGUCCAUUUCUCUAAGGUUCGGUCUUUGACUUUGGAUACAUGGGAGCCAGAACUUCUAAAGUUGAUGUGUGAACUGGGAAACGGAGUGAUCAACCAGAUCUAUGAGGCUCGGCGAGAGGAGCUAGGAGCCAGAAAACCCCAGCCAGGAGAUCCAAGACACGAGGUAGAGGCCUACAUCAAAGCCAAAUACGUGGACCGCCGGUUUGUACGCCGGCCGUCAGAUGAGGAGCUUCGCAACAAAGUGGUUUCUCUGAGCAAACAGGAGAAAAGGCUGAGCAGCAGCUCUGAGCAUCUGCCCCCAAGACCGCCACCGCCCACCCCAAAACUCCGACCCGGUCAGUCAGCUGUUGCCAGUGGCAUGGAGGCUCGCCGUGACUCUCUCUUCUGUCCUGAUGAGCUUGACUCGCUCUUCUCCUACUUUGACAACUCUGCCAAGCUCAGGAGCAUAAAAAGUGCAGACAGUGGCAUCCAGAAUAGUGCUGAUGGGAGCAGGGAGAUGCUGGCCAACACCCCUUCCAAUAACAGCCUGACAGAUGCAGACGCUGCUGAGUCUCCGCCCAUGGCCAUGCCGGCCACACUGCCUCCUCCGUCACCCUGUAAAGAGGUGGUUUUCUAUGAGCCCAAGGAGUACAGCUCGGGUCUGCAGCUCUACUGGGCUGCAUGUGCCCGCAGCCUGCCGGACAUGUCGGAGGCACUGGCCCACGGAGCCGAGGUCAACUGGGUCAACACGGAGGAUGACAAGAGGACGCCACUUAUCAUGGCGGUGCAGGGGGGUUCGCUGGUCACCUGUGAGUUUCUGCUCCAAAAUGCAGCUAAUGUGAACCAGCAGGACGCUCAGGGCCGAGGACCUCUGCACCAUGCCACCAUGCUGGGACACACAGGGCAAGUGUGUUUAUUCUUAAAAAGAGGAGCAAAUCAAAAUGCUGCAGACAUUGAUGAGAAAACACCCCUGACAAUAGCCGUGGAUGCGGCCAACGCAGACAUUGUCACACUGUUGCGAUUGGCCAAGAUGAACGAGGAGAUGCGAGAGGCGGAGGGGCCCUACAGCCAGUCAGGUCAAUAUAACACCAACAGCCCCACCGAGAUGCAGUACAGGAAGUGCAUGCAGGAGUUUAUUAGCCUGCAGUUGGACGAAACUUAACCGUUUGCUCUUGUUUAAAGAAAGGGGCCACAUACUGUAAAACCAGACUUGUCAGAGGAAAUGUAAAGCCCAGAUUUCUGAGUUGGGGUCAGUUGACUGAAACACUCCAAGAUAACCCAGACAAUUUAUUCUCAGUGGUUUGAUUACAAAUUGGAGGCCGCAUUUUUAUUAAGAGACCUCCAGGUGAGGGGAAAUUUGAUCCACUGAUUAGAGUGAACUGAGUCCAACUCUGUCAGUUGGGCUCCUGUGUCCUGCUGUAUUGUGAGUGCAACUCUCAUCUUAAUGUCCCAGCUCCUGCCAGGUGCUGGGCCAGCUGCACCUUGGUGUGGUAUAACGUUAGGUGCUAUACUGUAUUAAUGUGACAGGGUUAAAGCCAUCGACUCUCAGUUUUCCAUUAAGUGACUAUUACUACUACUUAUUAAUGUAAAAUAAUUGAUAGCACAAAAUUAAAAGAAACAUACACUUUUUAUGAGGUAGUCUGUACUUAUUCCCUUUUUAAGUUUAAAAACUUUUGCAGAUUUCCUCUAUACUGUAUAAGAGGUGUUCAGUGAUUCAUAGCAGUUAAUGAGAAAUUAGUUUCUUUGGCUUUCAAUUAGUGUUGUGUCUCUAGCUACCCAGUAACUGCCAACAGUAUCCAGUUACCUCAAAGUGAUAAUCAGGCAAUAAUCGUGACUUUAGAAUUGUUUUUAAUUAUCUGACCCAUCUGGAGAGGCGUAGGGUGUUUCUAUAAAUCACUAAGUUUCAUUUGAAAUUGUCCUGUCAGAAGUAAUUUAUGCACAUUCCUAUUAAUGGUUAUGCAACUACUGUACAAUGUCCUGCAAUUGUAUGGUUCCUAUUUGAAGUCUUAACCAUUGUAAAGGUCUGUUUAUUUAUUUGAACUGUUCGUUGUCCAAACAUAAUGCAUCUUGCUGUUGUGACAUGCUUGGGCAGAAGUCUAUUUUAGAAGAGUUUUCUUUUAUAACUAUAAUUCUAGGAACUGUAUAAUAAGUAUACUUACUGUAUAUGUUGUAAAUGAUUAGAUUGACUGGUUGCACAGGGGUGAGUGCCACGAGGGGCUCUGUGUUAACAUCCUUAUUUAUUUAUUGUUGAUUGUAUGGUAUUUACUUCCUGUUAUGACAAUAUUGUGUCUUGGUUAUUAGUCGGUUAAGUGUGCUUGCUCAUUGCCUGUAAUAGCGGGAAAUCCAGAAUUGUAAGAUGAUGAAGGCCUUUUACUGUCAUUGCGUUGAUUGUAUCGAAUGUUAGUGGGGUUUUUACUCAGAGGGUGGUACAUCGUCAAGCAAAAAGUGCAAUAGUGUAGGAAAAUAUCCACAUGUAACAGUGUAUAUAUUCUUAUCACCUGCUGGUCCUAGCUUAUAUUUAUCUUAAUUAUAUGGGAGAGUCGAAGCUCACUGGAGUUUUAUUGAUAGGUAAGGAAUUAUUGAAACGUACCCCACUUUCAUCCCAUGUCCUCCGCUCCAUGCAGCCCCAAAUCCUGGGAGGGCACAAAAGCACUUUGAUUAAAUGUUAAUUUCUGAUUGAUGGAACAGCGCCCCCUGGUGCUGGGAGAACAGUAUGUGAUGUUUUAAAUGGCUGACUUGCGAGGGGGUGCAUUCAGUAGUUACAAUAGAGAUUAGUGAUUGUGUUCACAGGUAAAGGAAGUUCUUGUGUCCUUUAGAGUAGAUGCUGAUGGCGUUUCUUGAAAACUCUUAGAUCGGAGGGUAAAGGGACUCGUGUAUCUUUGUGUGUUGACCACAGGAGGGAGGGCUGCGCUCAGAAAUGUCCACGAGUAAAGCAUCGUAUAUCGAGGGCUAGAUGUGCCACUUUACGUAGCCAGAAUUAUAUAUUAUGCUAUUAGCCUGAAUGCUGCUUUUUAUUUUUUUUAAAGCGGAUAUACUCCGUGGUCAUUUUUUCACUUUUUAAAAAUAAGUCGGGAAUGUUUUGGACCUGAAUGAUAAAGAAUGAAUUCUUCUUCUUUUUUCUUUAGCGUGUGCAAUGCUUGUUGCUAGGGAAUGUUACCGAAACGAUCGCCUGCUGUCGUUGCAAUAAAAGUCAGCAGCAGACACAUCAGCAAUGACCAUGAGAGGAACAGAAGGAGUUUUGUCUUGAGCAGAUUAGAGUCUGAAGUAUGUGCUUCCAGUCACUAAAUGAUCCUCAAGUUGUUUAGCUUUGCGAGGGGAUUUGCCACGGCGCCGUCCUCUUUGAGACCCGAGGGCCUCGUCAUCAGCGCCUCCAAUCAGUUGAUGAAUGAUGGGAUUGAUUAGGAACAUUCAGGGGUAAUGAAUGUGAGGGAGGACUAACCUCAUCAAUCCACGUCUCCCUUUUUAUUAAAGUGACUGUUCCCUCGGCUCAAGUGUUUCUACCAGAUUGAGUGUGUGGAAGAAGUAGGCUACAGAGCGGUGGUUCUCAGCCUACGGCUUGAUUUUUGGGGGCAUUUUAACAUCAAUGUACGAAAUCCGGGGAAGUAUGUUUAUUUUUUUAAACGUAAUGAUACUACUUUUAAUAUUUGUAUAUUUUUUUCUUUAAUCAGUAUUUGUCUCCUGUAGUCUUCUAAAAAAUUUAAAAACCUGAAAAGAGAAGAUUUACUCUUGAAACUUAAACAGAUUGAGAACCGCUGCUCCGGGUGUAAGAGGAGGCUCUCUCUCUCUUCUUUAACACACUCUCCUUUAUUACUCUCAUCUACUCUCUCUCUCUCUCUCUCUCUCUCUCUCUCUCUCUCUCUCUCUCUCUCUCUCUCUCUCUCUCUCUCUCUGUAAAUUCACUCUCUCGGUUCUGUAUUUUGCUUUGCUUUUCUCACUCUCCUCCCCAGAGUUGUGUGCCUUUCUUCUGUUCUUUUUUUCUUUGGGGUGCUGAGAGGCAAACACAACUGUAUUUUUGUACAUAAACUCCUGCACUUUAAACACAAUACAGUUGGUAACAAAAAUGAA
Perca flavescens (yellow perch) is the source of this 5804-nucleotide messenger RNA. RefSeq names its product arf-GAP with coiled-coil, ANK repeat and PH domain-containing protein 2. The coding region runs from base 352 to 2901 and encodes 849 amino acids. The transcript has 25 exons. Gene Ontology annotation, cellular component: cytoplasm. The record is from RefSeq and is a predicted model, not a curated record. NCBI's taxonomy places the organism in Eukaryota, Metazoa, Chordata, Actinopteri, Perciformes, Percidae. Gene Ontology annotation, molecular function: GTPase activator activity; protein binding.